CCCCCGAGGAAAAAUUUUCACUCACAUCUCGUAUAUCCGACUUGGGUAUUCGAUCAAACUUAGCGCGAAAAUCUGCGCUAAUUAUCGGAGAAAUUUCAGGCCGAGUACAUCAGCAAAUAUCCUCGUGGUGCUGCUAUAGAGAAACCCCGAGAAUACCAACAAAUGGAAGGAUUGGAAUAAUCGAUCCAUUGAAAAAGAAAUACAAAACCAGAACGCGAAUCAAUUCCGGAAAGAUGCGGGUCCUUUGGAUUAUCGUCAAUCGAUAAAUCGACAUCUAUAGACCGUGAUUCGUGACGUCCUUGUAUCUCUUCCAAGACCGCCAAGAAAUUCGAUUUGGUUCGUACCUAAAGACCGCGGAGACCAUAUUUCAAAAUGGCCCAACGAUUUCGUCACACCGAGAUGAUGGAACUGGAAUCGCCGACCGAGUCCGAGUCCAGGUUAACGGCGGAAGAGGCUCCGCCGUCGUCCAAUUCCGGCGGAAUGAAGAGACUCGGCAGCAUUCCCCACCUGGGGAUCAUCAUGGCCAUUGCGUCGAGCUUCUUCUUCUCGCUGAGCUCGCUGAUCGUGAAACUGGUUCCGGAUGUUCAUCCGGUGGCAUUGGCCACUUAUCGCUUCGCCGGAAUUCUCCUGCCGAGCAUCCCCAUCGUUAUCCGGCGAUCGGAGGACCCUUUCCCUAAAGGCAAACGGGGGCUCCUGCUCCUGCGGGCCUUUCUCGGCACGACCAGUUUGAUGAGCCAAUUCUACGCUCUGCGGCACAUGCCGCUGGCCGACGCUUCCGUCAUCAUUUUCAGUGUCCCCGUGUUCGUGGCCAUCUUCGCCCGCAUCUUCCUCAAGGAGGAAUGCGGGCUAUUCCAUGUGGCCAAUAUCUUUCUGACGCUGUGCGGAUGCAUUUUGAUUGCUCGUCCACCAUUCCUUUUCGGUCGGAUGGACGCUCUGCCAUUACCAGAAGACGGCAGCGUUUACGACAACGCUUUCUGGGGCGCAGUGGCCGCCCUUUGUGGUACUCUCUUCGCUGCCAAUGUCUACGUCGUCAUUCGUUCACUCAAAGGACUCCAUUUCUCGGUGAUUAUGUCGUCGUUUGGAGCUUUUGCCAUCCUCCAGACUUUUAUGACCACUUGGGCGAUGAAUGAACUUUGCCUGCCGGCCUGUGGCCACGACCGCUGGCUAAUGGUUCUAUUAGCCAUUUUCAGUUUCGCCGGCCAGAUCCUCCUGACCACGGCCCUCCAACACGAACAAGCCGGGCCUGUGGCUAUCGCUCGCUCUGCAGAUGUCGUCUUCGCGUUCAUCUGGCAGGUGAUAUUUCUGAACGAAAUUCCCGGAUGGAUUAGUUUGAUUGGCGCCCUACUCGUCACCACGUCCGUCCUUUUGACGGGCGUACGCAAAUGGGUCGAAGGGCUGGACAAUCACGAUCCACUCCGCCAACGUCUCUGGUUUCUCCAACGAUGAAAAAUCUCUUUCCCAUCGUAUAUAAUACUCGUUUAAUGUCGUCUUUAAGUGGCCAAUUCUAUUCACUCUGUCUGGGCCCGGUGAUGGCGAGACAUUGAAAACAUCCGGAACGAACAAAUAAGUCAAGAAACAACCACCGAACAAAUACCAAAGUAUAUAAACCCAGUCGUCUUACAUAAUACUAUUCUUGUAGACACACACCCAUCAAUGUCUCUUAUUCAUUUCACUUUCAAAUAUUCACCAAAAAUUAGUAAAAGAAAUACUCACUUUUUUCAAAAUGCCAAUAUACUCUUUGUCUGUCUUUGAUAGUCAUAAAACCCCCCCAAAACCAAUUUGAUACAACUACAUUUUUGUAGAUAUACAAAAUAAUAAACCUUCAAUUUUGGCCUUGUAAAAUGAAUUUUUUUUUCUAAAUACACACAACUUUUUAAGUGUC
Daphnia pulicaria is the source of this 1882-nucleotide messenger RNA. Its product is annotated as solute carrier family 35 member G1-like. The record is from RefSeq and is a predicted model, not a curated record. Bases 373 to 1446 code for a protein of 357 amino acids. Lineage: Eukaryota; Metazoa; Arthropoda; Branchiopoda; Diplostraca; Daphniidae. The transcript has 6 exons. Gene Ontology annotation, cellular component: membrane.